Amphimedon queenslandica is the source of this 13994-nucleotide messenger RNA. Its product is annotated as dynein heavy chain 8, axonemal. Gene Ontology annotation, biological process: microtubule-based movement. The record is from RefSeq and is a predicted model, not a curated record. Gene Ontology annotation, cellular component: axonemal dynein complex. Gene Ontology annotation, molecular function: minus-end-directed microtubule motor activity; ATP hydrolysis activity; dynein intermediate chain binding. Lineage: Eukaryota; Metazoa; Porifera; Demospongiae; Haplosclerida; Niphatidae. The transcript has 53 exons. The coding region runs from base 107 to 13876 and encodes 4589 amino acids.
AUUUGAAAAAAAAGUGGAAGUGUCACCUUCUUGAGGAUUCCUUUCAUUCCUAACUUCAUUUAGUACCUCUUGGUGUAAAGAAGAGAAGAAUUGGAAGCUUGUACUAAUGACUGAUAGUGAUCUGGGUGCUACUGUAUCCCAGGAUGGUCUCUCACCUCAGGACUUUGCUGGAAGCAGUAAGCCUGGAGCUGGACCAGGCCCUGGUGGAGCUAGGAAAGGUCACAGAAAGUCCUUAGUUCAAGCUAAUAUGGCUGAAUCUAUGAAACUGAAGCUCCUCCGAGCUAAAGCAUUGAGAGAUGGACAGAGAGAAAGGCUGGACAGCAGACACAAGUACAUGCUGGAGUUUGUCUCUGAUCGUUUGAAGCUUGAGCAGCCCGCUGUUGAAGACUUUAUGCUUGAUGGGGACCAGCUGGACCUCUUUGAUGAGUUUUUUGCUGUUAAUGGUCGUAAAGCAAUAUUGUUCUUUUAUCAAGAAGCAGACACCCCCAUAUCUAAUGAGUUGUUGCAGUUUGGUGUUAGUCAGUCUGUUGGCAAGGAGAGAGUGAAGCGUGUUCUUGCUACUGACGGUAGCACUGAUCCCAUUGAUGGUCCCUGUGUAUUCUUCCUGAGGCCUAACAUCAGGAAAGCCAUUACCACCUCAAACAUAUCUGAUGAGAUAUGUGGUGGUUAUUUUGACAUUAGUAAGAAUCAGACUAUCCUCCAGGUCAUUCAGGAUUAUUUAAACAAAGUGAUGGUUCCUUAUCUGACUGCUAAACAAAAGUGGGGGAACCUCUCCCAGCAACAGAUUGCAGAGUUCUUUGCUAUACUCCAAUCAUUCAGUCUAUUCCUUAACAGUGCACAGAAGAGUAUCAAUGAUGCUGUUCACUUAUCAAUGGACACUUCAGUUGAUUUGAGUUCACUCUCAACCUCUGAAGGAUGCAUCAGUGCCUCUAAGAAUCCUGACACUGUGACUGGACUGGAGUCAUUAGUGUCAGUAUGGUGUCAGCAAGUGGAGGAUGUACUAGCACAAGGGUCACAGAUUAGGAAAGAAGCUGAUGAUACAGGGCCUCUGGCUGAGUUAGAGUAUUGGAGGCAGAGAACGUCAAAGUUCUCAUACCUAGUGGAUCAGAUAAAGUCCCAGCCUUGCAGAGGAGUGGUGACUACACUCGGGGCAGCUAAAUCAAGAGCUUUAAAAGACUGGAGGGAGCUUGAUAUGCAGGUUACUGAUGCAACCAAUGAAGCUAAGGAUAAUCUAAAGUAUCUCAAUACUUUGGAGAAUUUCUGCAAACCACUCUACCGUUGUGACCCUGUGUCCAUGCUGGAUGCACUACCAUCUCUCAUUAACACAAUACAAAUGAUCCACUGUGUAUCAAGAUACUACCACACAUCAGAAAGAAUGACAUCAUUGUUUGUUAAGGUCACUAAUCAGAUGGUCUCUGCCUGCAAGUCCUACAUCACUGAUAAUGACAUGUUCAGGGUAUGGGACGUUGAGCCUCAUGUCCUGGUUAAUCGGUUUGAUGACUGUACUAAACUCUACAAGCACUACCAGGACUGCUUCCAACAGGCCAAGGACAGGGCAGAUAAAUCAAAGAGACUCUUUGAAGUCUCUGAAAUGUACGUCUUUGGAAAGUUCUCGUCUUUUUGUCGUCGGCUGAAGCAAAUUGGAGACAUUGUAGAGCUAAUGAGACAGUUCAGUGUCCUGAAGCACUCUCGCAUUGAGGGGAUUGAUGUGUAUGCUACAAGGUUCUCUCACAUCAUCUCCUCCAUCAAGAAGAAGGUGUACAACCCACUGGACCACAGGAAGAUGGAGUUUGUCUCUGACUAUGAAGACUUUCAGAGACAAAUAUCAGAACUAGAGGACACACUAGUGGCCUUCAUGGGGACGACCUUCUCUCAAGUACAAUCAACACUCCAAUCACUCAAACUGAUCAAAAGGUUUCAUUCAAUGAAUCUCAAUUGUUUGCGUGAGCCGAUUAAAGAGAAGCUAGCUGAUAUUGUCACUGACUUUCAUAAAGACAUUGAAGGAGCACAAACUGCUUACACUAAUAAUUACAAGAACCCGGUUAUUGAUCACAACAUGCCUCCUAUAUCAGGAAGGAUCCACUGGGCCAGACAGAUACUCUUUCACUUAGAGCAGCCAAUGGAAAUACUCAAAGAAUACCAGUCCAUCAUACAGGGAUUCACUAACACUAAACUACUGUAUAAGAAAUAUAACAAGACAGCACUAGUACUGACUGAGUAUGAACUGACCUAUCAUAAGGCAUGGAUCAAGUACAUUAAUGAAGGACAGAAACACUUACAGAGUACAGUAUUGAAGAGGAGAGAGGGCCAGUGGUAUGUUAAUAUCCACUCCUCCAUACCCACCAUGCUUGAAGAGGCCAAGUGGAUGCAGAGACUAGGACUUUAUGUACCAGACACUGUCCACCAGCUGUCAGUAGCUAAUGUGAGGUCUAACUAUGACCAAUUGAAGUUAUUAUUAGAGGAAAGGUCAGAACUAUGUCAAAAGAUCCCUGAUAUAUUCACUGGAAUAUUCCAAUUCCACAUUAGAAAGCUUGAUAUAGUCCUCAAUCCUGGUAUCACUCACAUCACUUGGAUAUCCAUUAAUCUUAAACCAUACAUUGAUACUGCCUUCACUGCAUUAAGGGAAUUUGAAAGAUUUCAAAAGAAGGUCCUUGAUAUGUAUGAGUAUCAGAUCCUGGCAGUGUUUGAUUCAAUGAGCAAUACUUCAUUAUUGAACCUCUCUCCGUCAGAGACAGUCUCCACUGAUCAGUUCAUAUCCAGUGCCAAGGCGACCAGCAAAGAGAGAGGAUCCUUCCUUCAGAACUGCAGCUCUAAGAUUGAAUGCUCAGUACAGGAGCUGCUGGUAUUGCUACAAGAUAACGCUCUCCUCCCUACCCCUAAUGAGGCAGACACCACUGCUGUAGCUCAGGCUAAGAAAGAUGAUUUGGAACACUUCAGGAAUGAGUCUGAGGAUUUAUAUAUUCAUUUUCAAAAUCGUAAUCUUGAUGCUAUCAUCUCAUCAGUGAAAGGAUCCAUUGAUCAACUAAGAAGAAGAGUAACUGCUAGUGGCUCUAAUGCUAGAGGUAUAGACACUUCAAGAUUUGUACCUUGUUUUGCUGCUGAUGUAGUACUAUCAAUACCCAAUAUUGUGAUCCAGCCUUCCCUAGAGGACAUACAGAAUGCAGUGAAUACAUCAGUUCAGUGUGUGACUGAUAUUGGACAAUACAUUCAGCUGUGGACACUGGCCAGUCCUGCAUCAUCUCUUAAUAACACACCACGGAGUGAAGAAACUCCUCAUAAGAACAUUCGUGGUUCUACUCAUGGUUCAACUUACUUCCGGUCCAUUCAUGAGAGUAAAGAUGUACUGAAGGUGAUUCACAUGCUCUCAUCAGUAGUGGUCUCCUGCAGACAUGAACUAGCUAAAAUAUUGGCCCAGUUCACUAAGUAUGAUCACUUGUACACUCAAGAGCAGUCCAAAGUGAUUGCUGAUUUCCUCACUGCCAGUAAGCACCUCUCAGACUUUGAGGGAGAGAUCAGUCAUUAUGAUAGACUGGAGGCAGAGGAGAUUGGAUCACUACCUCAACAACUGGCAAUAGGACACACCAUACUACUCUCCACUGAUCCAUUGAGAUUAUCAUUAACAGUUGAGACUAGAGCAUGGAAAGCAGCUUAUGGUCGGAGUAUGAAUGAGAGAUACAGAUCAAGCAUGGACCAUAUUGUAACCUUUGUAUCAGACUACAGCAAGAGACUGAGCAGACCUAUCAAAGAUCUUGAAGAUGUUAGGAUGAUGAUGGCUUGUCUAGAGGAGGUCCGUGAUGCCCAGAUUGGUAUUGACAUGGAACUCUCUCCCAUUGAAGACUCUUAUGCCUUCCUCCACAAGUGUGGAGUGACUGUAGCUAAGGAAGAGGUGGAGAGAGUUGACUCAUUGAGAUACUCUUUUAAAAGAUUAUUGAGUCAAGCAAGUAAAGUCCAGUUGGAGCUGGUAGAGAUACAGCCUCAGUUCAAGACUAACCUGCUGGAGAGUGUGGAGACAUACAGGACCAACCUGACAUCAUUUGCAGCCAAUUAUAAAUCAUCUGGCCCAAUGGUGUCUGGGUUGCACCCAAGAGAAGCUAGUGAAAGACUCACCACAUUCCAGGGUCAGUUUGAUGAGCUCUGGUCAAAGUACCUCACGUACUCCGGAGGAGAGAAGCUCUUUGGUAUGUCAGUAACUGACUAUCCUGAACUGCAGAAUGUGAGGAAGGAACUGGGUCUGCUCCAGAAACUGUAUGGACUGUAUAACACAGUCAUUGAUACUGUUGACAGCUAUUAUGAUCUACUGUGGACUGAGGUUGAUAUUGAGAAGAUUAAUAAUGAGUUGAUUGAGUUUCAGAACCGCUGUCGUAAACUGCCCAAGGGACUGAAGGAGUGGCAGGCUUUCAAUGACUUGAGGAAGAAGAUUGAUGACUUUAACGAGACCUGCCCACUACUGGAACUGAUGUCUAACAAAGCAAUGAAAGAGAGGCACUGGGGAAGAAUAUCAACACUUACUGGUCAUUCUUUUGAUGUGCAGUCUGAGAACUUUCAAUUGCGGCACAUUAUGGAGGCCCCACUGCUGCAGAAUAAAGAUGAUAUUGAAGACAUCUGUAUAUCAGCUGUGAAGGAGAAGGACAUUGAAGCAAAACUAAAACAAGUUGUCACUGAUUGGAGUGUACAAAGUUUAAGUUUUUCAGAGUUCAAGACGAGAGGAGAAUUAUUACUGAAAGGAAAUGAAACCAGUGAAAUAGUUGGACUAAUGGAGGACUCCCUAAUGGUCCUUGGGUCUUUAAUGUCCAACAGAUACAAUGCUCCUUUUAAGAAAGAGAUUGCUCUCUGGGUACAGAAACUGUCCAACACUUCAGACAUCAUUGAGAACUGGUUGACCGUACAGAACCUCUGGGUCUACCUGGAGGCUGUCUUUGUAGGAGGAGACAUUGCAAAACAACUACCUAAAGAAGCUAAAAGGUUUCAGAACAUAGACAAGUCCUGGGUUAAGAUAAUGACUAAAGCUCAUGAGACUCCUAAUGUGGUCCAGUGCUGUGUGGGGGAUGAGACACUGGGACAACUACUCCCUCACCUCCUGGAGCAACUGGAGCUCUGCCAGAAAUCAUUGACUGGUUACCUUGAGAAGAAGAGGCUGGUCUUCCCUCGGUUCUUCUUUGUGUCUGACCCAGCACUACUGGAGAUACUGGGACAAGCUUCAGACUCACACACUAUACAGGCUCAUUUGCUGGGAGUGUUUGACAAUGUGAAGAGUGUAGUGUUCCAUGAGAAGGACUAUGACAGGAUACUGGCCAUCAGUUCAAGAGAGAGUGAGACCAUUCAACUAGAGAAUGCAGUAAUGGCACAGGGCAAUGUUGAGGUCUGGCUGGGACAACUACUCAAUGAAGCAAUGUCUUCUCUUCAUGGAGUCAUCAGAGAUGCAUCAAGAGCUAUUGGAUCAUCAUCUUUUGAACUAUUAGAGUUCAUUAACAGUUUCCCUGCUCAAGUUGGUCUCCUCGGUAUUCAGAUGAUGUGGACGAGGGACUCUGAGGUGGCACUGAGAGGAGCUAGGUCAGACAAGAAGAUAAUGACUGCUACUAACGCCUUCUUCCUUGAAAUGCUCAACAAACUGAUUGAAGUGACUACAAGAGAUCUAACUAAAUUUGACAGAAUCAAGUUUGAGACUUUAAUCACAAUUCACGUACACCAAAGAGAUAUAUUCAAUGAUCUGGUGCGUAUGUUUGUUAAAUCAGUGAAUGAUUUUGAGUGGCUAAAGCAGAGCAGGUUUUAUUUCAAUGAGGACACUGAUGAGACCAUCAUAUCAAUAACUGACGUUAACUUUAAGUACCAGAAUGAGUUCCUAGGCUGCACUGAUAGACUGGUCAUCACUCCAUUGACUGACAGGUGUUAUAUAACACUAGCACAAGCACUGGGAAUGUCUAUGGGAGGAGCCCCUGCUGGACCUGCAGGUACUGGUAAGACUGAGACUACAAAGGAUAUGGGUAAAGCCCUGGGGAAGUAUGUGGUUGUGUUCAAUUGUUCGGAUCAAAUGGACUUUAGAGGAUUAGGACGAAUAUACAAAGGAUUGGCCCAGUCUGGCUCCUGGGGCUGCUUUGAUGAGUUCAAUAGAAUAGAACUACCAGUACUGUCAGUAGCAGCUCAACAGAUAUACAUUGUACUCACCUGUAAGAAGGAAAGGAAGGCACAGUUUAUAUUCACUGAUGGAGAUGUGGUUGAUAUGAACCCUGAGUUUGGUAUCUUCCUGACAAUGAACCCGGGCUAUGCUGGGAGACAAGAGCUGCCUGAAAAUCUCAAGAUACAGUUCCGUACUGUAGCCAUGAUGGUACCUGACAGACAGAUCAUAAUGAGAGUCAAACUGGCCUCCUGUGGCUUUAUUGAGAAUAUCAUUUUAGCACAAAAGUUCUUCACUUUAUACAAACUGUGUGAGGAGCAGCUCACAAAGCAGGUCCAUUAUGACUUUGGACUGAGGAACAUUCUCUCAGUAUUGAGAACCCUUGGAUCAGUAAAGAGGGCUAACCCACAGGACAGUGAGAGCACCAUUGUGAUGAGAGUACUGAGAGACAUGAACCUCUCUAAACUAGUGGAUGAGGAUGAGCCAUUGUUCCUCUCCCUCAUCAAUGAUCUCUUCCCUGGUAUUACACUAGAGAAGGCAGGCUACCCUGACCUUGAGGCCUCCAUUGAUAAUCGUGUGACUGAAGUGGGUCUUAUCAAUCAUCCCACAUGGACUCUUAAAUUGAUCCAGUUGUUUGAGACCCAGCGGGUCCGUCAUGGUAUGAUGGUCCUCGGUCCCAGUGGUGCUGGUAAGACCUGCUGCAUACACACACUCAUGAAAGCAAUGACCGACUGUGGUGAGCCUCACAGGGAGAUGAGGAUGAAUCCAAAAGCAAUAACUGCUCCUCAAAUGUUUGGACGUCUUGAUGUAGCCACUAACGACUGGACUGAUGGUAUAUUCUCCACUUUAUGGAGACGGACCCACAAGUCAAAGAAAGGAGAGCACAUAUGGUUAGUGCUUGAUGGACCGGUUGAUGCAAUAUGGAUAGAGAACCUCAACAGUGUACUGGACGAUAACAAGACCCUCACACUGGCUAAUGGUGACCGUAUACCAAUGGCUCCUGACUGUAAGAUUGUCUUUGAGCCACACAAUAUAGACAAUGCCUCCCCAGCCACUGUAUCUCGUAAUGGUAUGGUCUACAUGAGCUCCUCUGCUCUUGAUUGGAGGCCGAUACUGCAAGGAUGGCUCACCUCUAGAUCUGAGCUGGAGAGAACUGUCCUCUGGGAGCUGUUUGAUAAAUCAUUUGAACCAGUCCUGACCUACACCAGACUCAACCUUGAGGCUAAGAUGGACGUACUGGAGUGUAACUACAUCAAACAAGCGACUGAUCUGCUAGAGGGCCUAGUGCCACAGGAACAAGACCAGACAAUGUCUAAAGAAUAUUUAGAGAAGUUGUACAUAUUUGCAUUAAUGUGGAGUGUGGGGGCCCUACUGGAGCUUGAUGACAGAGCAAAGAUGGAGUCCUUCUUAGUAGAUCAGGGAACACUAGCACUGCCUCCAGUAAAGGACAAUGAGACCAUAUUUGAGUACCUGGUGGAUGAGACUGGCCAGUGGCAGCACUGGUCCUGCAGGGUAGAGGAGUACAACUAUCCAUCGGAUCAUGUUCCAGAGUAUGCUUCAAUCCUAGUCCCUAAUGUUGAUAACGUGAGGACCACAUUCCUAGUGGAUACCAUAGCCAAACAGAAUAAAGCAAUACUACUCAUUGGGGAACAGGGAACAGCUAAGACUGUAAUGGUACAAGGAUAUGCUACCAGAUAUGAUCCUGAGCAGCACCUCUUUAAAUCAUUUAACUUCUCUAGUGCCUCUACUCCUGCUCUGUUCCAAAGGACAAUAGAGAGUUAUGUUGAUAAGAGGGUUGGUAAUACUUAUGGUCCUCCUGCUGGUCGUAAGAUGACAGUCUUUGUUGAUGAUAUCAACAUGCCAGUGAUCAAUGAGUGGGGAGACCAGGUUACUAAUGAGAUAGUGAGACAGUUGAUGGAAAUGAAAGGAUUCUACAGUCUAGAGAAACCAGGAGACUUCACUCAUAUUGUUGAUAUUCAGCUAAUGGCAGCCAUGAUUCAUCCUGGAGGAGGUAGAAAUGACAUACCAGAGAGACUCAAGAGGCAGUUCACCAUAUACAACUGUACACUGCCUUCUAAUGCUUCAAUUGAUAAGAUAUUUGGAGUCAUUGGGUCAGGAUAUUUCUGCACUGACAGAGACUUCACUUCUGAAGUACAGUCCAUUGUUCAGAAACUAGUCCCCUGUACCAGAGUACUCUGGCAAAAGACAAAGAUUAAAAUGCUACCUACACCAGCAAAGUUUCAUUAUAUAUUCAAUUUACGUGAUUUGUCAAGGAUAUGGGAGGGGAUGCUACUGGUCUGUGCCCCUGAGUGUGACACUCUUGAUAAGAUCAUCAGCUUAUGGUGUCAUGAGUGCUCCAGAGUCAUUGCUGAUAGGUUCACUAAUGAACAAGACUGUCAAUGGUUUGAAGAUACAAUGGAGAAGGUCCUCAUUGAUGAGUUGGGUUCUGGUACUGUGUUUCCGGAGAGACCUUUCUUUGUUGAUUUCUUGAGAGAUGCUCCUGAAGCUACUGGAGAUGAGCCUGAUGAUGCUGACCUGGAGGCACCUAAAGUCUAUGAAAAGGUUCCUUCAUUUGAGUUCUUAUCAGACAAGUUGUCCUAUUACAUGCAGCAGUAUAAUGACACUGUUAGGGGUGGCUCCAUGGAUAUGGUGUUCUUCAAUGAUGCAAUGAUUCACCUGGUGAAGAUAUCAAGGAUAAUAAGGACUGACAGAGGUAAUGCUCUCCUGGUUGGAGUAGGAGGAUCCGGUAAACAAUCAUUAACAAGACUAGCUUCAUUCAUUGCUGGCUACAAGACCUUUCAAAUAACACUCAGUCGUUCUUAUAAUGCCAACAACCUAAUGGAGGACCUCAAGUACCUCUACCGUACUGCUGGUCUCCAAGGGAAGGGUAUUACAUUUAUAUUCACUGAUAAUGAAGUGAAGGAGGAAGGAUUCCUGGAGUAUCUCAAUAAUGUCCUCUCGUCUGGUGAAGUGUCUAAUCUCUUUGCUAGAGAUGAACUGGAUGAGAUCACUGGUGAGCUGAUACCAAUAAUGAAGAGACAGUACCCCAAGAGACCGCCCACACAAGAGAACCUUUAUGAGUACUUUAUAUCAAGAGCAAGGAGGAACCUUCAUGUGGUCCUGUGCUUCUCACCUGUUGGUGAGAAGUUUCGUAAUCGUGCCUUGAAGUUCCCCGGGUUGAUCAGUGGCUGUACAAUGGACUGGUUCAGUCGAUGGCCUAAAGAUGCCCUCAUAGCAGUGGCCCAUCACUUCCUCAAUGCUUAUGAUAUUGUGUGUACCGAGACUGUCAAGAAACAAGUAGUGCAAGCUAUGGGAGAGUUCCAGGACUUUGUGGCUGAGAAUUGUGUUGGGUAUUUUGAUCGUUUCCGUCGUUCGGUCCACGUGACUCCUAAAUCAUACCUGUCCUUCAUAUCCAGUUACAAGACAGUUUAUAAAGAGAAGAAGUCACAGAUUGGAGAGCUGGCUGACCGAAUGAACACUGGUCUUGAUAAACUAGUGGAAGCCAGUGAGUCCAUUGCUCAGCUUUCAAAGGAUCUUGUAGUGAAGGAGAAGGAGCUGGCCAUAGCAUCAGAGAAAGCUGGUAAGGUACUGAUUGAAGUAACAGCAAAGGCUCAGGCUGCAGAGAAAGUGAAGGCAUCAGUUCAGACUGUGAAAGAUAAGGCACAAGCUCUAGUGGAUGAUAUUAAUGCUGAUAAAGAGAUUGCUGAAGAAAAGUUAGAAGCUGCUCGUCCUGCACUAGAAGAAGCCGAGUCAGCACUUCAGACGAUAAAAGCUGCCGACAUAUCAACAGUUAGGAAACUAGCCAAACCACCUCACCUUAUCAUGAGGAUAAUGGACUGUGUACUGAUACUCUUCCAAAGGAGACUGGACCUAAUGCAGCAGGACCCUGAGAAACCAGGGCCCAAACCAUCAUGGGGAGAAUCACUUAAAUUGAUGAGUCAGCAAGGUUUUAUGACAGGUUUACAAACCUUCCCCAAGGACUCCAUCAAUGAAGAGACUGUUGAACUAUUAGCUCCAUACCUUGACAUGGAGGACUAUACACUGGAAACUGCUAAGAAAGUGUGCGGUAACGUAGCAGGACUACUCUCCUGGACAAGAGCAAUGUCUGUAUUCUAUGGCAUCAAUAAGGAGGUGCUUCCACUGAAAGCUAAUCUUGUAGUGCAGGAAGGAAGACUGGCCAUUGCUAACCAGGACCUGGCCAAGGCUCAGGCUCAACUGGAUGAGAAACAACGUGAGCUGGAUGAAGUACAGGCCCAAUAUGACACAGCAAUGAGAGAGAAACAAGCUCUCAUUGAUGAUGCUGAAGCCUGCAGGAAGAGAAUGACUGCAGCUACUGCACUGAUUGAUGGACUGGCUGGGGAAAAGGACAGAUGGACACUGCAAAGUAAAGAGUUCCAGGAACAGAUUGGAAGACUAGUAGGAGAUGUACUCCUGGCCACUGGGUUCCUCUCUUACUCAGGACCUUUCAAUCAAGAGUAUCGUAACAUACUGAUGAGCGGCUGGGAGAAGGAACUGAGUAAAAGAAGCAUUCCUUACUCACAGGACCUGAACAUCACUGGGAUGCUAGUGGAUAAUGCCACCAUUGGAGAAUGGAACCUUGAAGGACUACCAAACGAUGAGCUAUCAAUACAGAAUGGACUCAUUGCAACCAAAGCUACAAGAUACCCGCUACUGGUUGAUCCACAAGGACAAGGAAAGACUUGGAUUAAGAACAGAGAGAAAGAGAACGGACUCCAAGUGACGACACUGAACAACAAGUACUUUAGGACUCACCUUGAGGACUCACUCUCUCUUGGUAAGCCACUACUGAUAGAGGACAGUGGGGAGGAACUGGACCCAGCACUGGAUAAUGUACUGGAGAAGAACUUUAUAAAGUCAGGAUCAACUUAUAAAGUGAAAGUUGGGGAUAAGGAGGUUGAUGUAAUGAAUGGAUUUAAACUGUAUGUAACUACCAAACUAGCCAACCCUUCAUACACUCCUGAAAUCAGUGCUCGUACUGCUAUCAUUGAUUUCACUGUUACAAUGAAAGGACUUGAGGAUCAGUUACUGGGGCGUGUUAUUCUAACAGAGAAACAAGAACUGGAGGCCGAGAGAGUUAAACUGAUGGAGGAGGUCACUGCUAACAAGAGGAAAGUAAAGGAACUGGAGGAUAAUUUACUGUAUCGAUUAACAUCAACAAAGGGGUCUCUGGUUGAUGAUGAGACAUUGAUUGAUGUGUUGAAGAUUACCAAACAGACAGCACUUGAAGUGAAUGAGAAGCUUGAGAUAGCAGCAGAGACUGAGAUAAAGAUCAACACAGCAAGAGAAGAGUACAGACCAGUGGCUGCCAGAGGCUCCAUACUCUACUUCCUUAUUGUUGAAAUGUCUGUAGUUAAUGUCAUGUACCAAACAUCACUGAGACAGUUCCUCGGUGUGUUCGACCUAUCAAUGGAAAGGUCAGAGAAGUCUCCGUUUGCUAGCAAGCGUAUUCAAAAUAUCAUUGAAUAUUUAACCUUCAUGGUGUUCAAGUACACCUGCAGGGGACUCUAUGAGAAUCAUAAGUUCCUGUUCACACUAUUACUGCCAUUGAAGAUCAGCCUACAGUCCGGAGCACUCAAACACAAUGAACUACAGACAUUUAUUAAAGGUGGUGCAGCUCUUGAUCUAAAGGCUUGUCCUCCUAAACCAGCUAAAUGGAUAAUGGACAUGAUUUGGCUCAAUCUUGUGUCUCUCAGUAAACUGCCUCAAUUCUCUCAAAUACUGGAUCAAGUAUCAAGGAAUGACAGAGCCUGGAAGGUUUGGUUUGAUAAGGAGGCACCAGAGGAAGCUCAGAUACCAGGAGGAUACAACAUGGCACUGGACUCAUUCAGGAAACUCUUAUUGAUAAGGAACUGGUGCCCUGACAGGACAUUAGCUCAAGCCCGUAAGUACAUCAGUGAGUCAAUGGGAGAGAAGUAUGCUGAAGGAGUCAUACUGGAUCUUGAAGCAACUUGGGAAGAGUCUAAUCCAAGAGUUCCUCUUAUCUGCUUCCUGUCAAUGGGAUCAGACCCUACAACCAACAUUGAGGGACUGGCUAAGAAGCUUAAACUAGAGUGCAGAGCUAUAUCAAUGGGACAAGGACAGGAAGUACAUGCAAGGAGACUGCUACAGCAAUGCAUCACUGCAGGUGGAUGGGUAUUGCUACAAAACUGUCAUCUUGGAUUGGAUUUCAUGGAUGAGCUACUGAACACUAUUCUUGAGGCAGAGUCUAUUCAUGAUUCAUGUAGAGUAUGGAUCACUACUGAAGUACAUCCUAAAUUCCCAAUAUCACUGCUCCAGACCAGUAUAAAGUUUACUAAUGAACCUCCUCAAGGAGUUAAAGCUGGGCUCAAGAGGACCUAUGCUGGUAUCAGUCAGGAACAGCUUGACAUCAGUAACCUCCCCCAGUGGAAGCCAGUCCUGUAUGCAGUGGCCUUCCUCCACACUACAGUACAGGAGAGGAGGAAGUAUGGGCCACUGGGCUGGAAUAUACCCUAUGAGUUCAAUCAAGCUGACUUCUCUGCUAGUGUACAAUUCAUACAGAACCACCUUGAUGACAUUGAUCCUAAGAAGGGUAUUUGUUGGAAUACUGUCCGGUACAUGUUAGGUGAGGUUCAAUAUGGUGGGCGUGUCACUGAUGAUUAUGAUAAGAGACUAUUAAACACUUAUGCUAAAGUAUGGUUUGGUGACCACAUGUUCAGUGAUACAUUUUCAUUCUACAAAGGAUACAGCAUCCCUCAGUGUAGAACUGUUGAUCAGUUCAAGGAGGCCAUUGAACAACUACCACUAGUAGACUCACCUGAAGCAUUUGGACUCCACCCUAAUGCUGACAUAACGUACCAGAGCAACAUGGCUAAAGAGAUACUGGAUACAAUAAUGAGCAUCCAACCAAAGGACAGCAGUGGAGGAGGAGGAGAGACCAGAGAGUCAGUAGUGGGUAGACAGGCGAGUGACAUGUUAGAGAAACUACCUCCAGACUACAUACCUCAUGAAGUGAAGAGCAGGCUAGUUAAGAUGGGAGCAAUGUCUUCAAUGAAUAUAUUCCUGAGACAAGAGAUUGACAGAAUGCAGCGAGUGAUAUCACUAGUAAGGACAACACUGGUGGACUUACAACUGGCUAUUGAAGGAACCAUCAUCAUGAGUGAAGGACUGAGAGAUGCACUGGAUUGCAUGUUUGAUGCUAAAGUACCUGAUGUAUGGCGGAAGGUUUCAUGGGAAUCAUCAACUCUUGGCUUCUGGUUCACUGAACUCCUGGAGAGAAACGGACAGUUCUCUUCAUGGAUAUUCACAUCACGUCCCAACGUGUUCUGGAUGACCGGGUUCUUCAAUCCUCAAGGAUUCCUCACAGCAAUGAGACAAGAGGUGACAAGGGCUCAUAAAGGCUGGGCACUGGAUACAGUAGUAUUGGAGAAUGAUGUCACUAAAAUGUUGAAAGAGGAUGUGAACUGUCCACCAAAUGAAGGAGUCUAUGUACACGGACUGUUCCUUGAUGGAGCUGGCUGGGACAGAAGAGGCUGCAGACUAACUGAACCAUCAGCUAAAGUGCUGUUCACAUCUCUACCAGUGAUACACCUGUAUGCUGUUAAUAUUGGGGACCAGAUCCGUGAUCCUAGGAACUACUUCUGUCCAGUGUACAAGAAGCCACGAAGGACUGACCUGACCUACAUCACUGCAGUUAAACUGAGGACACCAUCAGCUCCUGUACAUGCAGCCAACCCUGACUACUGGAUACUCAGAGGAGUAGCUUUACUCUGUGACAUUAAGUAGAGAACAAUAGAACAACUAUAUAUAACUGAACUGUAGCUGUAGGAGCUAGUAGUUAUUAACUCUAGUUAUUAACAUUAGUUAUUAGUUUGUAGUUAUUAACAGUGGUUAUUAAAUACUA